GAUCAGAACACCAGAUGGACAACGCUAGACCUUCCUCCCUCCCGGAGUCCCCGUGUCGUGCCUCUCCCGGUAGCACCUUACUGCUGGGUAUGAAGAGGUUGUCUGUGCUGCUGGUGGACUGCAGGAAAACAACGGGGCUGAGUGGAACAGUGAGAGGAGGAGCAGAGAAGAAAGGAUCAGAUUUGGCACAUCAAAGAGGAAAACCAAACUUGGAGGAACCAGAGAUGUCCGAACCAGCAAGACGACACCUCUGCUGCCAUUGUGGAAAGAGUUUUACCAAGUUAGGAAGCCUGAACAGACAUGAGAGGGGACACACAGAACCGAAGACACAAAAUUGCGCCCAGUGUGGAAAGAGUUUUAGCUACUUAGGAAAUCUGAAAGCUCAUGAGCGAACACACACACGGGAGAGACCUUUCCGUUGCUCCCAGUGUGGAAAGAAUUUUAAGUGGUUAGACACUCUCAAAACCCAUGAGCAAAUACAGACUAGGGAGAAGCCGUACCAUUGUGCCCAGUGUGGAAAGAGUUUUAGCCAGUCAGGAACCCUGAAGGAACACAUGAGACUGCACACAAGGGAGAAGCCUUACUACUGCUCACAUUGUGGGAAGAGUUUUAACCAUUUAGUUAGUAUGAAAAGACAUGAGAGGAUACACACAGGAGCGAAGCCACACCUGUGCUCCCUUUGUGGAAAGAGUUUUAAGCGGUUAGACACUCUCAAAACCCAUGAGCAAAUACACAUUAGGCAGAAGCUGUACCAUUGUGCCCAGUGUGGAAAGAGUUUUAGCAAGUCAGGAAGCCUGAAAGUUCAUGAGCGAAUACAUACAGGGGAGAAGUUAUACCAUUGCGCCCAGUGUGGAAAGAGUUUUAGCCAGUCAGGAAGCCUGAAGGAACACAUGAGACUGCACACAAGGAAGAAGACUUACUACUGCUCACAUUGUGGGAAGAGUUUUAACCAUUUAGUUAGCAUGAAAAGACAUGAGAGGAUACACACAGGAGCGAAGCCACACCCGUGCUCCCAGUGUGGAAAGAGUUUUAAGCGGUUAGACACCCUCAAAGCUCAUGAGCGAAUACACACAGGGAGACACCACACCAUUGUGCCCAGUGUGGAAAGAGUUUUAAGCGGUUAGACACUCUCAAAACCCAUGAGCAAAUACACAUUAGGCAGAAGCUGUACCAUUGUGCCCAGUGUGGAAAGAGUUUUAAGCGGUUAGACACUCUCAAAGCUCAUGAGCGAAUACA
This is a messenger RNA of Oncorhynchus gorbuscha (pink salmon), 1236 nucleotides long. RefSeq names its product zinc finger protein 239-like. Gene Ontology annotation, molecular function: RNA polymerase II cis-regulatory region sequence-specific DNA binding; DNA-binding transcription factor activity. Gene Ontology annotation, biological process: regulation of transcription by RNA polymerase II. The record is from RefSeq and is a predicted model, not a curated record. NCBI's taxonomy places the organism in Eukaryota, Metazoa, Chordata, Actinopteri, Salmoniformes, Salmonidae. The transcript has 3 exons. The coding region runs from base 15 to 1124 and encodes 369 amino acids.